AUGUAUAUGGGUGAUCCACUGCAAAUUGUGUAUGGUUUAUUCGACACAGGAAGUAGUUUGUCAUGGUUCAAAUGUAAUCAGCCUAUAGAAAGAUUAGAGGGAUACGAUUACUUUAACCAAACACAAUCAGCUAGCUAUCGUAUUAUAAGUUGUACUGACGAGCAAAGGUGCGACAUUGAAAAAGGGUAUCCGUAUAUCAAAGGUUGUGACGAUGAUACACAAGGGUGUAAAUUUGAUAUUACGUAUGAAGAUGAAGAUUGGACUACCGGGCAUCUUUCUACGGAUCACACCACAUUUAGAAUCGGUUAUUUUAUGACAUUGGCACAAUUCAGGUUUGGGUGUAGUUAUCUUGACACCACCAAAUUGCCGGGGAUUAUAGAUGACCCAAAGUUUUCGUACUGCAUAUCAAGUGACCUAAGUCAAAUCAAUGUCGUCUUAUUUGGUCCUGAAGCAAGGAUCCAAGGCCAACCCGUAAAAAUGUUAAGAAACACCAACUCUGAUUUUUAUUAUAUUGAAGUCCUUGCCAUCGGAGUGAAUAAUGAGAGGUUAGAUGUGCCACCAUCAGUAUUCCAGAUGUCGAAAUCCGGGACAAGAGGCUUCAUCAUAGACUCAGGCACCGCCUCAACUUGGUUAACCUCGGAGGCUUACGACACCAUGAUGAAGAAGAUGGUGCAAUUGUUUGGUCCUCCGGUCCAGUACACGAUCAAUGGUACCCAACAGUUUGAAAUAUGUUAUGAGAGUGGAAAGUUUGUUGAUGGGAGACCUCCUGUUAUAGGAUUCGAGUUCGAGAAUUAUUUGUUAGAGAUCAAGGAGAGUAAUAUGUGGUAUAAGAUACCCAGUUCCACCUUGCAAUGUUUAAGUAUACUUAACGGACAAAACGACACCAUAUCCAUGCUUGGAAGUAAUCAACUUCUUGAUGUUAAUGUUGGGCAUGAUCCUAAUAAGGGACUCUUGUAUUUUGAUGAUACGAUCAAAUGCCCUAAUCCUUUUGUAUUUUUGAAAUAA
Messenger RNA from Chenopodium quinoa (quinoa), 1005 nucleotides. RefSeq names its product protein ASPARTIC PROTEASE IN GUARD CELL 2-like. Gene Ontology annotation, cellular component: extracellular region. NCBI's taxonomy places the organism in Eukaryota, Viridiplantae, Streptophyta, Magnoliopsida, Caryophyllales, Amaranthaceae. The transcript has 2 exons. The record is from RefSeq and is a predicted model, not a curated record. Bases 1 to 1005 code for a protein of 334 amino acids.